This is a messenger RNA of Drosophila busckii, 1597 nucleotides long. RefSeq names its product eukaryotic translation initiation factor 4B (gene eIF4B). Gene Ontology annotation, molecular function: RNA binding. Bases 90 to 1526 code for a protein of 478 amino acids. The record is from RefSeq and is a predicted model, not a curated record. The transcript has 5 exons. NCBI's taxonomy places the organism in Eukaryota, Metazoa, Arthropoda, Insecta, Diptera, Drosophilidae.
ACAACAUGACAUACAUUAAUAUGUGUCUGUAAAUAUCUACACAUAUAUAGCAUCUCUUCAAAAUUUAAAUUUUUUGAUUACUCGUCAAGAUGGCUUCUGCAGGCAAGAAAGGGAAAAAGAGUAAAGGAACUGUUAUUUCGCUGCAGUCGUUCCUUGCCAAUGGUGAUACUCCAAUCGGAACCACACAAGUUUCGAAAAAAGUUAGAAACUUGGACGGAGAUGAGAGCGAUGAUGGAAGCAAUUCUUUACCGUUAGUUUACCAGCUUCCAACUGCGCCUCGAGCUAAUAGAAUAUUUGAUGACGAUUCUAUACCACAUCGACCUCCUUUUAUUGCUUACAUAAACAAUUUACCAUUUGAUGCCAACGAGGAUGAUAUAUACGAAUUUUUUGGUUCCAUCAAUUUAGCGUCGUUAAGGUUGCCACGUGAAGAUGGUGAAACCGGUCGCUCGAGGGGCUUUGGCUAUGUCGAGUUAGAGAGUAGAGAUGACUUAAUCCAUGUGCUCAGCUUGCCCGAUCCAUCGAUCAAAGGACGUCGUAUACGCAUAGAAUUGUCUAAUGAAAACGAUCAGCAAAAUCGUCAAAAGGGAAAUCGUCGCUUUGAAGGCUUCGGCAAUAGCAGUGAGAACCGCGAUUCGGGAAAUUGGAGACGCGACAGUCAAAAUAAUAGUGGAGGAUAUUCUAGUGGAGGCGGGGGAUAUUCCGGCAACUUUGAUCGCGGGUUUAACCGCGAUCGUAAACCAAUAGCCGAACGAGAAGAAAGCAAUACUCCUGGCUCAUGGCGAUCAAAUUCGAGGCCACAAUCUUCAGACUUUUCGCCACCCCGUAAGGAGCGAGAGCGAGAUCAUGGUUCUGAUAGAUACCGUGAUAGUCGACCAAGAAAUCAUGAGCCAAGAGAGGAUUCUGCACUCACUGAGGAAAGACCAAAGCUAAAUCUGAAACCUCGAACUCUACCACUACCGGAGAUUGUUGCCAAGCCAGAAUCCGAUCAGGAGGAUAUCGAGCCAAAGGUUACAGCUCCUAAGGCAAGUGGUCCUCCAGCUGUAAAUGUUUUUGGAUCAGCCAAACCAGUCGAUACAGCCACAAGGGAAUUGGAGAUAGAAGAACGUUUAGCAGAAGCUCGCCGACUAGAAAAGGUGCGCCAUGACGAGGAGGUCUUAAACGAUAAAAUGACCGAAAUCCAUAUAGAUAAUCAUGAUAGUGAAAAUGCCAAUUCAGCAACUAAAAGCUGGCGCCGUACACAAGAUACUUCAACAAACGAUGAUAACAUAGUAAAUUCAUAUGACGAACAGCGUCAGAAUGACUCAGAUUAUAAUAAAUUCAGUAAAUCCCAGGACCGAAAUGAAAGGUUAAAGAAUGUAAAGGUGAAAAAUAACAAGGGUCAUGAUGCAAAAAAUAAAGAAGAAAAUAAAAACAAGCGGGAUUAUCGGAAUGAUCGGACAGUGGCCAAAACAGCACAUCAAAACGCAGAGCCCGUUCUACAGUCUUCCAACAAAUAUUCUGGACUUGACGAUGAAUCAUCCGAUUAAAAUAUUUUUAUAUUUGUAAUACUAAAAGAAAAAGCAAAUAAACAAAAUGACUGCGGAAUUAUCGAUCGGCA